GUACGUCGUUGUUAUGAUUCCCCUCAGCUGAGUGUAUAAUUCUGGUUCUCUUCGAUUUCCACUGUGCUCUAUUUUCAGACUGUGGAGGGAAAUCAGAAUGGAUGCCCUUGACCACAUGCUUACAGACCCCUUGGACUCAGGGGUGGGCAAUAAUGGUCGCGUCACUGAAGAGUGCAUGUUGGGAAACUGUCGAGUGAGCCUUCCAGAAGAUUUGCUUGAGGACCCUGAACUCUUCUUCUCUGUGCUGAGUGAAAGCACCUGGUCUGAAGUGCUUACAGAUGACCAGAGGCAGCAUCUCCGUCAACUACUGCCACAGUUUCCAGAAGACAACACUACUGAGCAGGACCGCACCAUCAAGGACCUGUUUAACAACAAUAACUUCUGCUUUGGAAAUCCCUUGAGCUUAGCACAGAAACUGUUCAGAGAUGGCCAUUUUAAUCCAGAAGUAGUCAAAUACAGACAGCUGUGUGCCAAGUCCCAGAGAAAACAUCAGCUCAACUCGUUGCAGCAGUACUACCACAAACUCCUCAAACAGAUCCUGGUCUCAAGAAAGGAACUGCUGGAGUUGGCGGGCCGCAGCGGCCCGGGCGUUACUGUGAAGAGAAGGUACCCCGCCCAGACUCCUAGCGAGCGGCAGGAGCAGAGGGUCCGGGGGAGAGUGUCCCGGAUACUGAGGGAAGUUAAAGCGGAGUGCGGGGACAACGAUGCCUCGUCCGGCGACGAGGAUGCAGCCUCUUGUCCUUCCUCUCCCACGCCCAGAGUCUCUGUCAGGGUUCUGCCCAGUCUGUACACCCAGGACAUGAAGACCACAGACAAGUCCGAACUGGGAGAGAAGGACAUGAGAGCCAUGCUACGGAAACACAGAGAGAAGAGGAAACGACAGCCGGAUCAUCCGGACUUGAUGACCUCCGACAUCCACCUGGGUGACAUAAUGUCUAGAGUGAACAUCGGCCGUAAAGGCUCCAUGUUGGCGCUGUUUGAACUGGCCCUGCCCAAGAGGAAAAUGAGGGAGGAGAGGAGAAAGAAGAAGAUGAGGGCCAUUAAAGUGGAGUCUGAGGAACCCUGUGAGAACCUGGUACCUUCAGAAGCCCCGGUCCCAUCCACUACCAUUACUGCUACUCUUCCAGAUGCCAGUGUCAAAGAAGAGCCGAUGGAGGAGGUGCAGAACAGCCCCGUCAUGGUGGAGGAGAUUGCAGUGAGCUUCUUCAACCUGCUGGAAAACAUCCUAAGAAUAGAAGGCCUCGCCAGCACCGCCAUGCUGGAAGAGAAGGUCCAACAGUGGCAAACGUCUCCGGCUAGUUCCCUAAACCCCUGGUUCUCCUCCGCCUCCUGCUGGUCAGAGAUGGUGCUGCCGGCCCUGCACUUCCUGGCUGGGGAGACUAAAGUUGGUAUGAUGGUUCUCCCCAGUGGCUUCACUCCCUAUGUGGUGUUCAGAGAAGCUACCCAGCAGUGGAAAUGGAUCGGUCCCAGUCAGGAUGGAGAGAAGGAUUUGAAUGCUCUGUGUCAGCUGUGGAUCGACUCCAAGGACAUGGUUGUGGUCAAGACCGAAUGUGAGGAACUGUCAGAGAGGACUUCUCCCACUCCGAGGGUCAGUUGGACUGACUUUGUGGUGCGGCCCAGCACUGGAGAUGAGAGGCGUGUUUUCCAAGUGCAGGAGCAGCAGCGAUACGACCAGCCACACAAAGCCUUCACGUUCCGGAUGCAUGGCUUCGAGUCUGUGGUGGGGCCUGUCAAAGGUGUGUUCGACAAGGAGAUGUCUCUCAACAAAGCCAGAGAGCACACCCUGCUGCGCUCCGACAGACCGGCCUACGUCACCAUUCUCUCCCUGGUGCGCGACGCCGCGGCCCGGCUGCCCAAUGGAGAGGGGACCAGGGCGGAGAUCUGCGAGCUGCUGAAGGACUCUCAGUUCCUGGCGCCGGACGUCACCAGUGCUCAGGUGAACACGGUGGUGAGUGGAGCUCUGGACCGGCUGCACUAUGAGAAGGACCCCUGUGUGAAGUACGACAUCGGACGCAAGCUGUGGAUCUACCUGCACCGCGACCGCAGUCAGGAGGAGUUCGAGAAGAUUCACCAAGCCCAAGCUGCUGCUGCCAAAGCCAGAAAGACACUGCAGCAGAAACCUAAACCUCCAUCCAAGCCAAAGUCAGCUAGUAAGGAGGGCGGCAGCAAGACGCCCGGAGGCCUGGAAGCUGCAGAUGUAGGGGGUCCCAUGUCCCCCACCACCCCGACGCCCAGCACCCCCGGAACCCCCAUGUCACCGCACGCACAUGCCGCCACGACCCCCACCAAAUCCGGGAUUCCCGAUUCAGUCAAGACCAGUCCCGGCGUCCUGCUGGUGUCUCCACCCCCCAUGCCCCAGCUGGGGACCUUGUUGUCCAGCAGCCAGGUCUCCCAGGCCGCCCCCUCCCAGCCCCCGGCCAGAGUGAUGGGCCACCAGGCAGGCUCUCUGUCCCAGGUACGAGUGGUCUCCGCCCAGACAGCAGGCGGUCAGCAGGCCACACUGGUGCACCAGACGCCUCACCAGAUCAGAGUCCCGGUCACCAUGGGCGCCAAGGGCAUCACACAGGCUGUGGUGUCAUUGCCUCUGAGGACUCAGUCGGCCGGCAGCCCCAUCCAGGUUCAGGCGGCCCGGGGACAGACCAGCCUGUCCAUGUCGGGCCUGACCACUGCUGUCACGGUGGCCAAACCCCCGAGCGGCUCACCCGGCAGCCCGGCGCAGAACCCGGUGGGCCCUGCGAUUCUACAGGGAGUCACCAGCCAAAACAUCCUCAAACAGGUCGCUCGUCGCAGCCCCGUGGCCAUCACAGGCCAGCUGGGCAUGAAGGCUCAAGGCGGAGCCGGCAUUCCGAUAACGGCGACGAAUCUCCGCAUCCAGGGCAAGGACGUUCUCCGCCUGCCGCCGUCGUCCAUCACCACGGACGCCAAAGGUCAGACGGUGCUGCGGAUCACGCCGGACAUGAUGGCCACCCUCACCAAGUCGCCCGUCACCACCGUCAAACUCACCCCAGACAUGCUAGGAACCGCCACUACCAAGAGCAUAUCGGCCACCCUCCACGUGACCCCGCCCCACCACUCCAACACCAGCCCGGCCACCUCCUCGGGCGACGUUCUGACCGGAAAGGGCUCGGCCGGCGGGGGCGCCCUGUUGAAGGCUUCGGGGGACACCAUCCGCCUGAUGCCCACCCUGGCCGUCACCAUGGCCGACCAAAAGACCAGAACCUUCUCUAGCGUCUCCUCGUCCGACGCCAAGAGUGGCACCACCAUUCGGAUCAUGCCCGGCCUCGGGGUCAUCCCGCAGAAACAGGGACAAACCAUCACCAUGACAGCCACCACCGGCAGCAAGCCUGUCUCCACCGGCGCUGCCACCGUCACCAUAGCCACAGGCACGGUGGGCGGAGCGAAAGGGGUGACCCUGGCCCCGUCCGCCUCGGGCGCUCUGACCCUGGGUACUGCCACGGCCACGGUGCGCCAGGUCCCUGUAACUGCCACAGUUGUUUCCACGCAACCGGGUAAGAUUCCAGGCCGGAUCACAGUGCCUCUGUCUGUCCUCAGCCAACCAAUGAAAAGCAAGAGCGUGAUGACCACGCCCAUACUGAAAGGAAACAUCAGUACCAAUUACAACCCCUCAUCGCAGCCACUCCCAACAGGAUCGGGAGAGUUGAAGUUCAGUAUCAGCAGCCUGGGAAGGAACAUCAUCCUCACCACCAUGCCGGCCGGAACCAAGCUGAUUGCUGGGAACAAGCCAGUCAGCUUCGUCACGGCACAGCAGUUACAGCAGCUACAGCAGCAGGGCCAGGCCACACAGGUCCGUAUCCAUACGGUACCGGCCCAGCAGCUGCAGCAGCGGUCGGCAGCAGGUUCCCCCAAGUCCGUAUCCACGGUGAUGGUCACCACCGCACCCUCACCCAAACGGACCCCAGACCCGCCGCCACCAACCUCGCAGUGAGACGCCGUUUUGUGCAGUGUCAUGUUAGUCCGAGAGUUUGAGUGGCUGGAAGCCAUAGCCCAUCUCUGCUCCCUCACUGUUUAGGAGGACAACAUCACUGAACUGUUUAGAGACAGUGGCUUGACCGGCACGUCUGUCCUGCAAGGCUUUGUGUCAUUUCUGAAGGACAGGAUUGAAUUGUUGGCUUUGUCACUAUGAGAACUAGAUCUCGGGUAUUUUCACUCCAUCCAGUGAUCUUCUUUAAGCCUAUACAAGUGGAUUGUUACUUAGUUCCAUCCGCCUCAACACCUGACUCUGUCUUAUCCAGGAAGCAGAUGAGUUGGAUCCAGUGAUAAGUCUAUCAGGGGCCUCAUAAAGAUUGAAGAUUUGAGUGCAGUGUGUGAUUUUCACUUUCAUGUUUGGGACAUGGUAUGAAAAUAUGUACACCGAAUGUAAACCUUCUUUAUAUUCUGCUCUCAGUUGUUUGUGUUUUUGUAAGAUUCUGGUUAUAAUUAAUAAAAGACGUCUAUGUGCCCCUG
Esox lucius (northern pike) is the source of this 4464-nucleotide messenger RNA. It is a transcript of the gene nfrkb, whose product is annotated as nuclear factor related to kappaB binding protein. NCBI's taxonomy places the organism in Eukaryota, Metazoa, Chordata, Actinopteri, Esociformes, Esocidae. Bases 98 to 3946 code for a protein of 1282 amino acids. Gene Ontology annotation, cellular component: Ino80 complex. Gene Ontology annotation, molecular function: protease binding. The record is from RefSeq and is a predicted model, not a curated record. The transcript is spliced from 27 exons.